Molecule: messenger RNA, 2412 nt
Organism: Trypanosoma cruzi
Lineage: Eukaryota; Euglenozoa; Kinetoplastea; Trypanosomatida; Trypanosomatidae
Product: dynein heavy chain, cytosolic, putative
Exons: 1
Coding region: 1-2412 (803 amino acids)
Biological process (GO): microtubule-based movement
Cellular component (GO): dynein complex
Molecular function (GO): dynein light intermediate chain binding; dynein intermediate chain binding; minus-end-directed microtubule motor activity
Source: RefSeq, a predicted model, not a curated record
AUGAGGAGGGGAAAGAGGUCGGGAACGCUCUAUUCAUCCCCACGGUCGGCGGCUGGGGAUACGGCUUCUGUCAAAGCUUUUCCCACGUUUACUCCAGUCACUGCCUUUGCAAGAACGAGUUGCAAGGCAACAUCAUCAUCGACGCUUGAGUUUCUGCAUAGCGAUCCUCGCCACGUUCGUGUUUGUGUGAACGACCUUGUGGCAUUUGAGUAUAUAGACGAAAAUCACCAAUGGCAGUGGGGGCUUGCAACUGUUGCCGCCUCUCCUGCCCCUCGUCAUGUGCAGCUGCUGUUAUGGCGCCAUGAUGCCGCGUCUCUGCCCGAUCCACAAUCAGCAGGGAGUGGUCUUGUAUCCACGGAGGAGAGGGAGAGGGUGAUGGCUCGGCUCGAGCAACUGCCUCAACGGCGUGCACGUGUGAAUGAGAAGAUGGAGGCCAUUCAUAAGGCCAUUGCGACAAAGCAGGCGGCGUAUGUGGUCUCACGGCGGCGGAUAGAGAAUGCGGCGAGUGCCGCGGAGCGAGCGCUCGUAGAGGCAUGUACCCGCAUCCAUGAGGUUGAGGCCAGAGAUUGGCGCGAGACACGGUGCUACCGCAACCCACCAGAAAUCGUUGUUCUCGUCAUGGAGGCGGUGUUGACGGUUAUCGGGGAAAAGUGUGUGUCAUGGGCGCAGAUUCAGAGUGUCAUCCGCAGCCCGGAAUUUGUGCGCACUGUGGAAUUGUUUGAUCCUGCCAAGAUGAGUGCCGCAACAAAGGAGAAAAUCCAGAGUAAGUACUUGUCAAACCCCCGGUUUACGUACGGGGACGCCAUGAACGGCAGUCAGGCUCUGGGGUACCUGCAGCAGUGGGUGGUGGCACAGAUGGAUGCCGCAAACGCCACCGAAGAACUCGCGGAGUACGAUAUGCAGCACUUGAACGAUCGAUUUGCCAUUGCCCGCAUGGAAGAGCAGAUCGAUGCGUUCCGACAGACGCUGAGAGAAUACGCCGACGAGGAGGAGAGACUACAUGCCGUGCUGGAGGGCCGAUCCAUGCAGGUGAACAAGGAGGAGGAUGGUGACAACGACGCCCAGAAAAGCUUCGGAGCGGAAGACAGGGGCACUCUUCGUGGCACAAACGUUGUCUGGACGCUCACGGAGGACACCAUAGUGACAUUGCGCUCCGCCAUUCUUUGCAACUACGACAGGCCGGAUAGCACGAUUGUUCGUUUGACGGCCGGGCAGGUGCAAGAGCUGGAGGACGCGCUGAAGAAACGCGAGUCCGGCUGGAAGGAUGAGCAGCGCGCAGAUGCCGCACGCCGCGCGUUGCAGAACGCUUUGGAGGAACUUCGGGGGGAGCAUGGCCGCAAGCUCAAACGACUCCAGGAGCUGGAGAGCAGCAGCCAUGCGACGCAGCAGGAGCUCGGGGAGCGUCGGCGGGAGCUGGAGAAGCUCAACCAGGUAAUCACCGAGGGCGGACUGUCGUUGCACACGCCGUGGCCAUCGUCCACAAGCACCCCGUCGCACGCGACGCCGCGGAGACUUCGGCCCAAUGCGUUGCAACUUCCCGUUUUCGGUCCCGCUGCCGAUUCUGCCGUUCUCUCUCGUGACGGUGUGGAGGAGGAAUUUGCAGAGAAGAUUGCGGACCUUGAAAAUCGUCUCAAGCGGGCGUUACACGAGAACCCAACGGCGGCGCAGGUGCAGCUGCUGGAGGAUGACCUCUGGGCGGUGCAGGAGGAGUUACGCCACACGAAGGAGGAGCUGGACAACUUUCGCACCGCGAACGCGCCAAAUUACUACACGUCCUCGGCGCUGCGGAUGGAAAAGGAGAGCACGCCGGAGGCACAGCUGGCCGCAGCGCAGCGUCAAAUUGAGGAACUGGAGGCGGCACUGGAGGAAGCGCUUGAACAUGGCAGGCAACCACAGGGGCAACCCCUAAAAGCACAAGAGAAAAGUAACGGGAGGGGCGGGGAUGGCGAGAUGCAGGGACGCAUUCAACGUCUAAACGAGGAACUGCAGCGGCAACGCCGGGACACGGAGGGCAUCGCCGAGCGGCUGAACGAGGAGUUGCAUGCGCACAAGGAGACACGACAGAAGUUGGCGGAUAAGGAGUGUGAACUGAAGGUGCUGUGGGAUCGUCAAUGCGAGGCGGACCGCGAGAAGGAGUCCACACGGGCCGCACUGCAAGAAACUGAACGCGAAUUGGAGAAACUUCGCGGUCACUUGCGUGAACAGAAGGAGGAGCUCCAUGCGGCGCGCCCGAAGGAAUAUCGCUGGGAAUCGGAGGCCAAAGCGCCACGAGGACGUCGCUCGUUACAGCUGCAUGAAAUUUCGGGGCGGCUGAUGGACGAGGCGGGGCGACAGUCGCUUGAGGCGAAAUCGACGGAGAUGGUUCUCGAUGAGGUUCGUGUGCUGCUCGGGAAGGGAUUGACGGCUUAUUAG